Tremella mesenterica DSM 1558 is the source of this 375-nucleotide messenger RNA. RefSeq lists its product as uncharacterized. The record is from RefSeq and is a predicted model, not a curated record. The transcript is spliced from 2 exons. Bases 1 to 375 code for a protein of 124 amino acids. Lineage: Eukaryota; Fungi; Basidiomycota; Tremellomycetes; Tremellales; Tremellaceae.
AUGUUCGACGGCUCGGUUAGUGUGGCUGGACCCAUUACGGAGUUUGUCGAAGUGAGUCUGGGUUUCGAGAAGUUAGGCGAGGUUCGCCCAAUUAAGCUGGAUGUUACCACCCUUUGCGACGCGGAUGUCGUGAUAGGAUGGUGUCACGAAGUGACAAGACAGUUUGAUAGUGAUAGUGAUAGGAUGGGUUGGGUAUUUAACCAGCGACCGGCGGUAUGCAGUAACCGCUGGUUAAUAGGCCUUUUAGCACAGUGGUUUAGACCGCUGCCUCUGAAGGGCACCGUUAUAUCGUCCCAAUGCUGUUUGAUAGUGAUAGUGAUAGGAUGGGUUGGGUAUUUAACCAGCGACCGGCGGUAUGCAGUAACCGCCGGUUAA